UUUUCCCCUCACACAAGGGAGAUCUCAUUUUGUCUGAGACGAUACAGCUGAACACAAACCACAUACCAAGUGAGCAUGAUGGCUAAGAAGCCCCCGAAACCAGCCCCUCGCAGGAUCUUCCAAGAAAGGUUAAAGAUUACUGCUCUACCCUUAUACUUUGAAGGUUUCUUAUUAGUUAAGCGGUCAGAAUACCAGGAAUAUAAACAUUAUUGGACAGAGUUGAGAGGAACCACACUUUUCUUUUAUAACGACAAAAAAAGUACAAUAUAUGUUGACAAGUUAGAGAUAAUAGACCUCACAUGUCUUACUGAGCAAAAUUCAACUGACAACAAUUGUGCAAAAUUCACCCUUGUUUUGCCAAAAGAAGAAGUGCAACUGAAGACAGAGAACACAGAAAGUGGGGAAGAAUGGAGAGGCUUCAUCCUUACAGUAACAGAGCUGUUGGUUCCUGAAGAUGUGUCCCUCCUCCCUGGACAAGUAAUCAGACUGCAUGAGGUCUUGGAGAGAGAAAAGAAAAGGAGGAUUGAGACAGAGCAGCUCCCGAGCACAUCUCCGGAAAAAGAAGGGGAACCGAGUGAAGACUAUGUGGACGUACUGAACCCUAUGCCAGCAUGUUUUUAUACAGUGUCUCGGAAAGAAGCAACUGAGAUGCUUGAAAAGAAUCCUUCAUUGGGGAAUAUGAUCCUGAGGCCUGGUAGUGACAGCAGAAACUUCUCCAUUACUAUCCGGCAGGAGAGAGACAUGCCAAGAAUUAAGCACUACAAAGUGAAAAGUGUGGGAAAAAACUACACUAUUGAACUGGAAAAACCUGUAACACUCCCAAACCUUUUUAGUGUCAUUGAUUACUUCAUGAAGGAGACUCGAGGAAAUUUACGACCAUUUAUACACUCAACUGAUGGAACCUUCGAAACCGAAGGACUGCCUGUGACAACUCUAAAAUAAAGAAAAAAAUUAGGCUGUGGGGGAAAUCCAGUAUAAUUUACCUCCUCCAUUGUGAUACUGUGUUAGUUACCUAACGUUAUGUAACAAGCCACUCCUAAAACAUGUGGUUUCACAAACUACCCCCAAAACAUGGUGGUUAAACCAACAAACCUUUUAUUUUCUCAUGAUUCUGUGCAUCAGCAAUUUGGGCUGAAUCAUGCUCUUUAUGUGGUGUCCAAUCCUUGAGGAAGUUAGCUGGGCAUUGCACGAGAUCUCAGAGAAGCUGAGAUCACGUCCUUGGGCUAGAAAUUCUUAGUGUUGAGAAUAAAGCUCAAGUCCUCACUUAAAUUGUUGACAGGUUAUGCACUUUUAAGUGAAAGAACGUUAAACAAAACCAAUUUUAUCAUAGGCUAAUUGAUACAAGAGUUAAAAGUUCCCUACAUGGGCUAGUCAAAAGUUGUAGCAAAACGCUGAACUACAUUAUCUGAGGGCCUGCCUUCUUGGAGCUUUUAAUAAAGGAGAAGCUGUGUAGUGAA
Artibeus jamaicensis (Jamaican fruit-eating bat) is the source of this 1457-nucleotide messenger RNA. RefSeq names its product signal transducing adaptor family member 1 (gene STAP1). The transcript is spliced from 9 exons. The record is from RefSeq and is a predicted model, not a curated record. The coding region runs from base 76 to 942 and encodes 288 amino acids. Gene Ontology annotation, biological process: cell surface receptor protein tyrosine kinase signaling pathway; positive regulation of B cell receptor signaling pathway. Gene Ontology annotation, molecular function: signaling adaptor activity; protein kinase binding. NCBI's taxonomy places the organism in Eukaryota, Metazoa, Chordata, Mammalia, Chiroptera, Phyllostomidae.